CUUUGCAAAGAAAAACCGCAACUUGUGAAAUCUCUCUCUCUCUCAGACUCUCUCGAUGGCCACCUCGCUUCUCUCCCCACUUUCAGCUCCACCCUCCUCCACCGUCGAGGAAUCUCGAGUAUUUGGGCAAGUGGGUACCUCUUUCGGGCUCCAAAAGUCCCCUUUCCUCCACGGCACGAAGCUCUUCUCUGCUUCUAUCGCUCCCCCUAGAAACAGCACAGCUCGAAGGUGCUUCAGGUCCCCGCUUGCCAAGUCCUUGGACCACAUUCCCAAGCAGUUCAGGGAAGAAAAUAUCAAAGAUGGAUUGAUGAACAAUUUCAAGAAUGCACCCCAAUAUCUUUAUGGCCUUAAUGCUUCACAAAUGGACAUGUUCAUGACAGAAGAUAAUCCCGUCCGAAGGCAGUCUGAAAGAGUUACAGAGGAAAGCAUCUCGUCUGCCCAGAAUUAUUUGGACCAUGGAGGGAUGUGGAGUCUAUCGGGCAUGGGUGAAAAGAGUCCUUCAAAAUAUAGUAUGAGUGUAAGUAUGUAUCGUGGAGGAGCCAGAGGAUAUGGAAGACCUAGAACUGCUCCUCCUGAUUUGCCUUCGUUGCUCUUAGAUGCUCGGAUAUGCUAUCUGGGCAUGCCGAUCGUACCAGCAGUAACUGAGCUCCUUAUUGCACAGUUUAUGUGGUUGGAUUAUGAUAACCCUUCAAAGCCUAUCUAUUUGUACAUAAAUUCACCUGGAACGCAGAAUGAGAAGAUGGAGACUGUUGGAUCGGAAACUGAGGCAUAUGCCAUUGCUGACAUGAUGGCUUAUGUCAAAUCAGAAGUCUAUACUGUAAACUGCGGCAUGGCAUAUGGUCAAGCAGCGAUGCUUCUAUCACUUGGAGCAAAGGGUUAUCGUGCUGUACAGCCAAAUUGCUCCACGAAAUUAUAUCUGCCGAAAGUCAACAGAUCAAGUGGUGCUGUAAUAGAUAUGUGGAUUAAGGCCAAAGAGCUGGAUGCAAAUACCGAGUACUACAUUGAGCUAUUAGCAAAAGGAAUUGGGAAACCCAAGGAAGAAAUUGCUAAAGACAUCCAACGACCUAAAUAUUUCCAAGCACUGGAAGCCAUAGAUUACGGCAUUGCGGACAAGAUAAUCGACUCAAGAGAUGCUGCCUUUGAGAAGAGGAAUUAUGAUGACAUGCUUGCUCAAUCAAAAGCUAUGAGAAGAGGAGGAGGAGCUAGUCCCCAAGCAGCUCCCUCCGGAUUUAGGUAAAUUAAAGAGCAGUGUAGCAACCAUAAACAUAGAGAAGGAAAAGUUGAUGGGGUUAUCCAAAGCGUUGGGGCUUCAGCUGAACCCCUACUUAAUGGUACCACCACAAGGCACUACUUCUUCAGUACUCUUUUCUAAGUGCUCUAUACGUGGGUAUCUUUGAGAAUCUAUAAUGUUUAAUCACUUUCCUGACCAAAAACAUAUGAAGAAUAUUAAGUUUUGGCUUCUUCUUUUCUUUUUUUGUAUAUAUGCUACCUGUUUUUAGUUGCAUUUGCAGUUAGCCAGUUACUACA
Messenger RNA from Alnus glutinosa, 1527 nucleotides. RefSeq names its product ATP-dependent Clp protease proteolytic subunit-related protein 1, chloroplastic. Lineage: Eukaryota; Viridiplantae; Streptophyta; Magnoliopsida; Fagales; Betulaceae. Gene Ontology annotation, cellular component: endopeptidase Clp complex. The coding region runs from base 56 to 1237 and encodes 393 amino acids. The transcript has 9 exons. Gene Ontology annotation, biological process: protein quality control for misfolded or incompletely synthesized proteins. Gene Ontology annotation, molecular function: ATP-dependent peptidase activity; serine-type endopeptidase activity; ATPase binding. The record is from RefSeq and is a predicted model, not a curated record.